CCCCCCGUCGAGGCGCCGCGCAUGUCUGGAGCUCUGGCUCGUGCAGUAGCGUCACGUGGAGGCGGAGCGAGGACUCGGGGACAGUUACCACCUAUUUGCAAUUCAAGGAGAAUAUAAGACAGAGAAGAAAGCUGUGAAUGAAUUUCAUUUGAUUAGCAAUAGAUUGGACACUCUACUGAUCUUGCCUCUCUACAACCUCUCUUCCACCUGACCUCUAAAUGUUGAAGUGUUUCAGGAAUUGUCUUAGACUUUCUUCCUUAUCUACACUUCCUCUCCAAUAUGAAUCUUGAUGGCUCUGCACAAGAUCCUGAAAAGAGGGAAUAUUCUUCUGUGUGUGUGGGCAGAGAAGAUGACAUUAAAAAAUCUGAAAGAAUGACAGCUGUUGUCCAUGAUAGAGAAGUGGUCAUUUUCUACCACAAGGGAGAAUAUCAUGCUAUGGAUAUUCGCUGUUACCACUCAGGAGGACCUUUACAUUUGGGAGAUAUAGAGGAUUUUGAUGGACGACCGUGUAUAGUUUGCCCCUGGCAUAAAUACAAAAUUACUCUGGCAACAGGAGAAGGUCUGUACCAGUCUAUAAACCCUAAAGAUCCAUCAGCAAAACCCAAGUGGUGCUCCAAAGGAAUAAAGCAAAGGAUUCACACAGUGACAGUAGACAACGGAAAUAUUUAUGUGACUCUUUCUAAUGAACCUUUUAAGUGUGACUCUGAUUUUUAUGCCACUGGAGACUUCAAAGUAAUUAAGAGUUCUUCCUGAUAAAAAAUAUAUAGAAAUGAAAAAUAUUUUGUAUGCUUGAAAACAUUUUUAGAAUAACUCUGCUUCAGUUUUAAAGGUGAUGAAAUUUUUCAACAUAGGCACAACUGUUUAAAAUUCAUAUACAUUUGAGAGGUUUAAGAGCACACAUAGUAUGAUGUAAGGAUUAUCAUCAGGAUCAAUAGAAUACAUUUUAUCGAAUCUUCUGGAUUAAUUAGAAACCUGAAGGUUAUAGGUUUGGGAUGUUCUGUUUAAGAAGGAUGAAAAUAAAUUUGGAGUAAACAAAUAAUAGGUAAAAAUUAAGGAUUAGUAAGAAAAAAUUUUUUAAUUUAAAAAAUUUAAUUUUUAAAAUAGGAAAAAAAAUCCCUGUUUGAUGUAGCAGACUUAAUUCUGGAAAAGUUUUAGUAUAUACAAAGUAAACAGACUAUAUAAUGAACUUCCAUCACUCAGCUUUAACAGUUAUCAGCAUUCUUCCAUUCUUGUUUUAUUUACACCUCUGUGGAUUUGCUACCUCUCCUAUUUGAUUGUUAUUUUUACAUUUUUAGGAAAGUUUAAAUACAUUGAAAUGUUCACAUCUGAACUGUGCAACCUUCCUAAAUAACAGACUUUUUAUACUUAAAAAAUGCCUCCAAAAAUGAGAUAGGUUUACCUGCUGAACUUGAAAAUAAGAAACUUAACCACUGUUAAGUGAUCUGUGAUCAAGGCAGAUCUUGAAGUAAGGAAGCCAGACACAGCUGCUGCCCAGCCAUGAGAGAUGUAAAGUCUCCUAUUCAGUGAGCCAAUGUUCUUUGAAUGCCUAUAUGAAAUUUUCAAAUAAAGAUUUUUAAAAACGUUUUAGAACUUUGUGAAUGUACGCACAACUAAGUGUCUCCUAUAAAUAUUAUAGAGAGGAGAUCUAGGGUUGUGUUCCUUGGAGUUCUCGGGCAAGGUUGAUGUUCAGUUGGUUCACCCUGGUUUUAUCAUGUCAGUUAUUUAUGGUCAGUACCGUUCAGUUGCCUGGUGCUCAUACCGUACCAGUUGUAAUGUAUUUAAAAUAACACCCCAAGCACCCACCAUGCAAAAAUCAGCAGCACAUAGUGGUGAUUUUUGCAUGGUCAGUGCUCAUGCAAAAAUCACCACUAUGUGGGACCAGAAAUAGCUAAAAUGAGUAGAUGAUGAAUUCAGAGUGAGAAGAACUGUCAAGAUUGGAACCUAGUCUCAAAGCACAGUAGUAUUUUUAAAGGAAUAGAAUUAAGAAUCUAAAUCUAAUACUUAACAUUCUAAGGAGCCGACCUGGACUCUUUCUCUUGGUUAUUAUAAAAAUAGUAAAUGAGUAAGGUCUGUAUAGUAAAGACUCUGCUUACUUACCUUUACUACAUAUUAUUACACUUCCUUUUCUGUUGGAGUUUGGAUAGCAUGAGUAGCACUUGGUCCUCAUUUCUCAGACAACCAACGAACCAGACUUGGGCUUUUUAUAGAUACUGUUUGUGGUAGCAGCUACUUACUAAGUACAGAAAAUGUACUAUCUCUCAGGAAGGUACAUCCCAGUCUAUUCUAUCAUGUGAUAAUCCUUCAAUGCCCAGUCAGGUCUUAACACAUGUCCAGAAUAUAAAGUGAACAGAAGAAAUCAAAGUACUUUCUUCAGGCAAAAACUGUAGCCCUGGUUUGCAGGAAUAAUUACAGAAAUAUUUUCUCAUAGGAGCCACUGCCAAUAAUGAGCAGUGUGCACUUGAUUUUUCAUUCUAAAUUUGUAUCUCUAAAUCUAGAAAUAAAAAUCAUAUCAUGUACUGUCUUCAUAUACAGAAAUCUUCUCAUCACAUUGGUAAGUAAUAUUUUGUUUUAUAAAUUUAUGACAUCUGUGAAUUGCAAAUCCUUCAUAACUUUACAAGUGAUUUACAAAAUAAUAAUAGGCGGACUCAAACUCUCCAGUCUGCAUAUAAAAAAUAAAUAUUCUUUUAUUUUGAUAUGCACCAUCUUGAUGGGGCUUUUUUUCCUCCCAAGUAAAGAAUUAGACACUCAAAACAAGUCUUUAAUAAAAACAAUGUAUUAUAAAUAUGCUUAUAUUAUAAACCACAGUGUAAAGUCUAACCUACCAGAGGAUGGAUUUUCUUGUUCAUUAAAAGUAUGUAGUCAGUACAUAUAUUCCACAUCAAUAUUCAUUUUAUUUACUCUAUCAUGUAAAUACUAGAAAAUGACAUUUUAAUAGUAGCCCCCUUCUCUUUUUUUUAAGAAAGCAGAGCAAUUCAGAAUAUGUAAACUGGACUCUGAGUUUUGUCAGAUGAAAUGUGCCAUUAAAUAGAUAACUCUUAAGUUCUGUUCAGUGAUAUCUGUAUUCAGAUUUGCUCAUUCAUUUCAGCUGAUUGGUCAAACACAGAAUGUAAAACUUGGAUGUUAUUACUCUGCUUAUUAGCAAGAAGCUUGGGGUAAUCUGAAAUGUCUGGCUUCUCCGGCAAUGACCUAUAAGGUUUUGCUUUGAUUUCACCUUCAGCAAACAUAGGCUCCGAAAGCACAGGCUCAGAAAAGGCUUUUCUACAAUUUUCACUCUCCUCUCUGUUUUGCCUGAUGGAUUCUUCUUCCUGGAAGAUGUUCUUUACCUUCUUCAGCACAGCAUUAACACAGACUGCC
Messenger RNA from Pan troglodytes (chimpanzee), 3354 nucleotides. It is a transcript of the gene RFESD, whose product is annotated as Rieske Fe-S domain containing. The transcript is spliced from 5 exons. Gene Ontology annotation, molecular function: 2 iron, 2 sulfur cluster binding. Lineage: Eukaryota; Metazoa; Chordata; Mammalia; Primates; Hominidae. The coding region runs from base 280 to 753 and encodes 157 amino acids. The record is from RefSeq and is a predicted model, not a curated record.